Molecule: messenger RNA, 1653 nt
Organism: Ochotona curzoniae (black-lipped pika)
Lineage: Eukaryota; Metazoa; Chordata; Mammalia; Lagomorpha; Ochotonidae
Gene: ZNF215
Product: zinc finger protein 215
Exons: 5
Coding region: 1-1653 (550 amino acids)
Biological process (GO): regulation of transcription by RNA polymerase II
Molecular function (GO): DNA-binding transcription factor activity, RNA polymerase II-specific; RNA polymerase II cis-regulatory region sequence-specific DNA binding
Source: RefSeq, a predicted model, not a curated record
AUGUUCCCUGGCUGGAAACUGCUGUCCUUUAAGGCUUGUGAUAAAAAUGACUGCAAAGUUUGUUGGGUAACUAGCAAUACUGUGCUGUUUGCAUGCCCAGGGCAGCCUGGGAAGCACAGGAAUUUUCUACUAAGAUGGAUUUGUACUGUGGUGGAAGUUUUCUUUAGGAAAGUGCAGCUUCUGAACCAGUUGAUGGCUACCGCUGAGCCUCAGAGCCUCACUCUUCAGGAACAGAAUGAGACCCCGACAGCAGAAGUGCUUUGGCAACGGGAAACUAUCUCUGUCACAGCAACUCAUGACUCUGAGGCAUCCCGUCAGAGGUUCAGGAAUUUCCAGUAUUUGGAGAUGUGUGAACCCCAUGAAACCCUGAGUCAACUCUGGAAGCUCUGUCUUCAGUGGCUGCGACCAGAGAUUCAUACCAAGGAGCAGAUUCUGAAACUGUUGGUGGUAGAGCAGUUCCUAACAAUUGUUCCUGAAGAGGUUAAGACUUGGGUCAAUAUACAGCGCCCAGAGAACAGCAACGAUGUGCUUACCCUCAUUGAAGAUGUGACUGAAAUACUAAAAAAUGAAGAGAUUCCCUGCAAGGACUCUGUCCUCCAGAAGCGGAUCAUCAAGAAAGAAAGCAUGGAAGCUGACUCGCUCACAGGCGAGCCCCAGGAGCCAUUGACAUUCAAAGAUGUGGUUGUGGAAUUCAGCAAGGAAGAAUGGAAGCAGCUAGACUCUGCUGGAAAGAACUUGUACAGGGACGUGAUGCUGGAAAAUUACAGGAACCUAAAUUCACUGCAUAAAGACAUGGAGGCCGUUCCAGAAGAUGAACAUUUAGUUCCAAAUCAGAGAGUUUCUGGAGAAGAGUCACCUGGACUAAAUGUGACAAAGCUUACCAAGCCUGCACAGCCUUCCUUGGUUAUUUGGAGCAAUGAGGACUCAUUACAUUGGAACCAGAACAAACAGGAUAUAAUUUUGCCACAAGAACCUUUCAUCUGUGAAUCUGAUUGUGAUGAAAAAAAGGGAAGCUUUAGUGUUAAGUCAGUUAACUCUAUCUGUGAAAUACAAGAGGGAAUUCCUGUAAGAAAUAGAUGCCCAAAGGAAGUAAAGGUUAAAACUAACUUGAAGGUUAACUUAGGUUCAGGAGAUAGGCAGUAUUCAGAGCCUAAUAACUGUGGAAAUGUCUUGAGCCCAUGUACAACUACUCCUCAUUGGCGUAAUAAGAGUCAUAAUGCAGUGAAUUCUUACUAUUGUUACCAAUGUGGAAAAGCCUUUAGCCAGAGUUCAUCCCGUAAUCGACAUCAGAUCAUUCACACAGGAGAGAAACCCUAUGAAUGUAGUGAGUGUGGGAAGUUCUUCAACCAACGUGCAAACCUUUCUAAGCAUCAAAAAAUUCACUCUGCAGCAAAGGUUUGCCAAAGCAAGAAAUGUGGGAAAGCCUUUGAGAAGAGUGUAGAUCACAACAGAAAUGCAAGACUGUGUUCUGGAGGUAAUCGGUAUGAAUGUGUGGACUGUGGAAAAUGCUUCAAGUACAGCUCCUUCCUUAUUCGACACCAGUUAAUUUAUACAGGAGAAAAGCCAUUCACCUGUCAGGAAUGUAAGAAAACUUUCUACAGCCAUUCGAAUCUUCAUAAGCAUCAGAAACUUCACACUCAAGGUAAACCCUGA